Cylicocyclus nassatus is the source of this 307-nucleotide messenger RNA. NCBI's taxonomy places the organism in Eukaryota, Metazoa, Nematoda, Chromadorea, Rhabditida, Strongylidae. The record is from the annotation of a GenBank genome assembly.
AGACAGUUUACGUCAGUUCGACAAAAAUGAGAAUUUUCAACCUUUUCUACUUGUUACUUACCACAUUAGUGAUUUUCUCUGCUGUGAACGUUGCUGAAGGCGGAUUUGGAAAGAAACUCAAGAAAAAACUCAAGAAGAUUGCAAAAAAAGUUUUCAAGUACAUUCCUGAUCACAAGAUUACAUAUACGAAACAAUUUUGAGAAAUUGUGAUCUAUAUUGAUAGUUUCCGUUUGUGCACACUGGCUUCCAAACAAUGUCAUUCAAUACUGUCUAUUUUCAACUUGAGUAUAAAUAUUUUUGACUACAC